GUUCGUUUAAAGUCCCGGCGCACCCGUAGGGCGAACCCAGCAUGUCAGACUCUCGAUGCUCUCGUGGUAGAGAGAACUCGAACCCCAAGGACCGCAGGUCAGCACCGCCCGUCCUCGUCCAUUAGUAAUGUGUAGGAUUCUUUGCAGCCAAGAGGCAGCUCAUCAUCGCUCCGUGUACGCGUAUUAGUUGGCUUGGCGGUGAUCUAUUCGACGAGAGUAACCAACCCAAACAUCCUACCCGAAUAAGGUCGAUCGAUACUUGCUAGGAUGCGCUACAACCAUAUUACGUACACAUUGUAUGAUGCCGCUUGCGAUCUUAAGACCUCGUCUGCUUCGUCUAGUGUGUCGACAGUGAACCUCUUGCGAAUGAGCCGUAAGCAACCAUGUUCAUCGGCCAUCUGCUACGCCUGCUAUGGCUCGCUCCGGCGACCGUCUUAGCGGCCCUCGAGGUCAAUCUCGACUCUCCAGAAUCCAUCCGAAAUGCUGCUAGUCAGGUCGCCUACGACUUGAUGACCUUUUAUCACGGCAACGAGACAGGCCACGUGCCGGGCAUCCUGCCAGGACCGCCGCCGGACGGAGACUACUACUGGUGGCAGGGCGGUGCGCUGUGGGGUACGAUGAUAGACUAUUGGCACUUCACGGGCGACGAGACGUACAACGAUGUGACGUACGAGGCGAUGCAGUUCCAGGUAGGCGAGAACUGGGACUAUGCACCGCGCAACUGGACGCUGUCUCUGGGGAAUGACGAUCAGGCCUUCUGGGGCAUGUCGGCCAUGCUCGCCGCCGAGAACAGGUUCCGCGACCCGCCGGCAGACCGGCCACAGUGGCUCGCCCUCGCCCAGGCCGUCUGGAACGAGCAGGCCUCGCCCGACCGCCGCGACGACACGUGUGGCGGCGGCCUGCGCUGGCAGAUCUUCCCUAGCAAUAGGGGCUACGAUUACAAGAAUACGAUCGCCAACGGCUGCUUCUUCAACAUGGGAGCGCGCCUGGCGCGGUACACGCAGAACGACACGUACGCGACAUGGGCGGAGGAGACGUGGGACUGGCUUGUGGGCGUCAAGUACAUUGACCAGGACUACAACGUCUACGACGGCGGCCACGUUCCGUUUAACUGCACCGACAUCAACCCGGUACAGUAUUCCUACAACGCCGCCGUUUUGCUGUUAGGGGCUGCGUACAUGUACGACUAUACGAACCAGAGCCAGAUAUGGGAGGAGCGGGUCACCGGCCUCCUCGACGGAAUCGAGCGGUUGUUCUUCCAGAACGGGACGGCGUACGAGAUCUCGUGCGAGGGGGGCAUCUGCAACACGGACAUGCUGAGCUUCAAGGGGUACCUGCACCGGUGGGUGGCGACGGCGACGCAGGUGGCGCCGUUCAUCCGCGCGCGGGUGAUGGGGCUGCUGCGGACGUCGGCGGCGGCGGCGGCGGCGCAGUGCACGGGCGGCGCGAACGGGCGCAUGUGCGGCUUCCACUGGACGUCGGGGGUCUUCGACGACCGCGUCGGCGCCGGCCAGCAGAUGAACGUGCUCGCCGCCCUGUCGACCCUCCUGAUCAACGACACCGACGCCCCCGUCACCAACACCACCGGCGGCACCAGCCGCGGCGACCCCACCGCCGGCUCCCGCGGCAUCAGCCUGCCCCACGACGAGCCCCCCACGACGGGAGACCGCGCCGGCGCCGGCGUCCUGACCGCGUUCGUGCUGGCGACGACUAUCGGCGGCGCGAUAUGGAUAGCGUUGGAUUGAUUGGUUCCUUGGGUCAUCGGUGGGUAUGGCGCACUAUGGUUGUUUUGGGACUAUCUA
Molecule: messenger RNA, 1802 nt
Organism: Durotheca rogersii
Lineage: Eukaryota; Fungi; Ascomycota; Sordariomycetes; Xylariales; Xylariaceae
Product: glycoside hydrolase family 76 protein
Exons: 5
Coding region: 384-1745 (453 amino acids)
Biological process (GO): fungal-type cell wall biogenesis; carbohydrate catabolic process
Molecular function (GO): mannan endo-1,6-alpha-mannosidase activity
Source: RefSeq, a predicted model, not a curated record